Sinocyclocheilus rhinocerous is the source of this 1683-nucleotide messenger RNA. Its product is annotated as NEDD8-conjugating enzyme UBE2F-like. The coding region runs from base 257 to 814 and encodes 185 amino acids. The record is from RefSeq and is a predicted model, not a curated record. The transcript is spliced from 10 exons. NCBI's taxonomy places the organism in Eukaryota, Metazoa, Chordata, Actinopteri, Cypriniformes, Cyprinidae.
UUGAAUGAACGAAACAACUUCCGGCUUCUAAACCGCUCAGGCAGCGGCAAUCAUUAAACUCAGCACUGAACUAAUCUGCGCAGCAUUCCACUCAAUUCUAUUUAUUUUAGCGACUUUUAGGGUCUUUUAUUUAGAAGUUAUUUGGGGGGAAACGGUGUAAAAUUCAGUUUGAAUGUCCUGAUUAUGGUGUAAACGGGGCAGUUCAGUGACUCUGACAGAGGCAGGUGUGUGAGAGUGUGUAUGUUGGUCUGCUGGUAUGCUGACGUUAGCCAGUAAGCUGAAGAGGGAGGAGGGCGUGAGGGCCGGCCGGACCCCUGCAGGCUCCAACGAUGCCUCUCAUAGAGUGUCCGUCAGAGAUCGCCUGCUCAUCAAAGAGGUUUCAGAACUUGAGGCUAACCUUCCAAAUACCUGUAAAGUAACGUUUCCUGAUGAAAACAAACUCUAUCACUUCCAGUUGGCCAUUUCACCAGAUGAAGGCUAUUACCUUGGUGGAAAGUUUCAGUUUGAGAUUGAAGUUCCCGAAGCCUAUAAUAUGGUGCCUCCCAGAGUCAAGUGCUUGACUCGAAUAUGGCAUCCAAACAUUGCAGAAACUGGGGAGAUCUGUCUGAGUUUAUUGCGAGAGCAUUCAAUUGAUGGUACUGGAUGGGCACCCACUCGUACUCUAAAGGAUGUAGUAUGGGGUCUGAAUUCACUCUUCACUGAUCUUCUUAACUUUGAUGACCCACUGAAUAUAGAUGCAGCGGAACAUCAUUUACGGGACAAGGAGGAUUUCAGGAACAAAGUUCAGGACUUCAUAAAAAACUAUGCAAGAUGAUGUCUCUGUUGAGCCACACUCAUAUGCAUGUGACUUUGCAGAUGUACGUCGAUCCAGACUGCAACAGAGACAAAAUCUCAAACUAUUAAAACAUACUUGGGGAAAGAAGAAAGUUAAAAUGCGUAAUGAAUGACGCCGCGAGUCCCUGAUCAAGAUUUGGGAGGGGGGAAUGUGGGCCUUACUGUCCAUUUCCGAUGGCUUUUUUUUUUUGGAAGCGGACACUCAUGCAGGUUCUUCUAAAUCAAGUUUGCUUUUACCCCCCAACCCCCCACAAAAAAGAAAAGAAAAAGAAGUACAAAGAUGGUUAUGAAAAUGAGGACCUCUCUGAUGUCACCUCCUAUGCUAGUGCCUCUGUGUUUUUUGCCACAUAUAACUGGACAUACGUUUUAAGCCAACUUCUGCAGCCUGCUUCUUCUCAAAUCUUGACAACCUACAAACACUGAGAUUAAUUUGUUCAUAAGUGAUGUCAUAGAAAUCCCAAAGUUCCAUUGGUUCAUUCGCUCUGGGGAAGGAGUCCACCAAUGAGGAAUCGCAAAAACAUAGAGCACUAAUGUCCCGCAGAAUACGUGGGUGGGUUUCCGAGCGGAUUCUGUGAAGCCAUUUCUUGUAACUCGGCACCUCUCUUCAUGUAAAAUCACUGCAGUUAUCAGACUACUCCGUAUCACAUGUGCACACGCGCAAAUAUAAAAAUAUCUGUGGGUGCCUCUGAAUGAGUUCUGAAACUGUUUCAGUUCAAAUAUGUGAGGUGUUUGCGGGUGAAUCUCAUGAUUGUCCGGGACACAUUUUUAUGGAAGCCAGUUUACACCACGAAAUAAAAGUAAAAAAUUUAAUUGCAACCUUUUAUCUAACAAUUCUGACUUGAUAUGCAA